AUGUCUGAGAAAAAUGAGCAGGUACUUCAGGAUAUCAGGGGCAAGAUUGAGCGUGAGCACAAACUUGUCCAGGGAUUCCAAACGUUGAAGCGUAACACUAGUAACGCUGAGGUAAUUCAGAGGUGUAACACGCAGAUCAGGGAAACUCAGUCUAACAUUGACUACCUUCAAGAAACUUUAUCGAAGUUGACUUUCCAGCAGCAACAAGAUCAAAAUGGUCGUGAUAACGCUGGAACAAACCAGAACCUAUCGUCUCCUGACGAACAUUCCCAGCCUCGUUCAGGCUCCAGGCCAGUGUACUCAAGAUUGGACCUUAUCAAGUACGAUUGUCCUUCUUUGGGCCACAGAAUUCAAUACAUGCUUCAACAGUUAGAAUUCAAGGUACAGGUAGAAAAUCAAUACCGCAAAGCUAACGAGAAAAUCUCUCAGCUUUAUUUGCAAGAUGGUGACAAAUCAUCGUCUGUGGCCGCAGAAGGCGGGCGGUUGGAAAGUGAUCAAAGAAUCCAAUUAUUGAAUAAAUCGUUGAAGAAGUAUCAGGGAAUGCACAUUGAUGUUGAAGAAGUCACCAAGGAUAUGGAAAUCAUGAACACUCCUAAAUAUGCGCGUAAGGCGUUGACGGGUAAAUUGAAUAUUAGCAUCACUUGUAUUAGGGAUAUUAACCACAUUGCUAGUCCUAUGUUACUGAAAAAGCCAGAAUCUGUGGUAUCUAUCAAAGUUGACGAUGUCGAGAAGGCAAGAACAAAGGGCUCUAGAACUGGGAAAUGGAAUGAAGAGUUCACCUUUGAUAUAGACAAGGGAAACGAAAUCGAAUUGACUGUCUAUGAUAAAUCUGGGAAUAUAUUGAUACCUGUCGCGGUAACUUGGGCAUUGCUUAGUGAUAUUGCUGAAGAGAUUAGAAAGAAGAAGGUUGCUUUGGAUAUGGGAAAUGCUGGCUGGAUCUCUGCAUCCAACUUGAGCAAUUUAAGUCCUCAGCAGCAGCAGCAAGCUUUACAACAGCAGCAGCAGCAACAAAACCAAUUACAGCCACCCGAUGUUGGAUUUGGAGGUAUUCCAGCUGUUCCAAGGACUCCAGAUCUUGAAAACAAUUCCGGCCCUGACUCUUCGGGAACUGAAAGUUAUUCAGCAAAACAAAUACAGGUCACCUCAUGGUUAAUAUUGGAACCCGUUGGUCAGAUUUUAGUCAGUAUGAACUUUGAGAAAUCUACACAAACAGGUAAUAAGAACUUUAUGGGUGCUUUGGGACGUCAUGGUGCUAUUCGUCAAAAGAAAGAAGAAGUCUAUGAACAAUUGGGCCAUCAGUUUGUCCAAAAGCAAUUCUACAAUAUUAUGUGCUGUGCAUUGUGUGGCGAAUUUUUAAGAUACACUGGGUAUCAAUGUCAAGAUUGUAAAUUCUUAUGCCACAAGAAAUGCUAUCAGAAGGUUGUCACGAAAUGUAUUUCCAAAUCGAAUAACGAUAUUGACCCUGAUGAAGCGAAGUUGAAUCACCGCAUCCCACAUAGAUUCGAACCUGUAUUGAAUAGAGGUACAAAAUGGUGUUGCCAUUGUGGUUACAUCCUACCAUGGGGACGUAAGAACGUUAGAAAAUGUACAGAAUGUGGAGUUAUGUGUCAUGCCCAUUGUACACAUCUUGUACCAGACUUCUGUGGUAUGACUAUGUUAAUGGCUAAUAAGAUCCUAACGGCAAUCAAAACGACUAAGCCUAAGCCCAAGGCACCACAACAAGUUCAGUACAACCAACAGCAGCAACCAACACCGGUUCAUCAGCCUAACUUACAUCAAAGAAAUCACUCAAUUCAACAAGGUUCAGAGUCAUUGUCUUCCUUACCGAGUAAGAAGGCCGAUAGUUUUGUCACAAAUACCAAUGGUGCUGAGAAUUCAACUGAUGAAGAAGACGAACAGUUUACUUCAAGACUUCCAACUCAGACUCCUAAUCAAUUCCAACCACCAAUUGAAUCGCCGUAUAAAAAUGCUGGUAGAAGGAUUCAAACACCCAGACAACAGGAGCAAGGUCAUGACCAUGCAAUGCAACAGCUGCAGCGUUACCAAGAUCAGCAGCUUCAGUAUCAACAGAGAAUGCAACAGCAGCAAGAGCAGGAACAAAUUCAGCAGCAACAUCUUCAACAACAACAAUUUCAACAACAACAGCAACAGCAACAUGAAUUAUAUCAGCAGCAGCAGCAACAGCAGCAACAGCAAGAUGACUAUGAUCAACACAAUUAUACCUUUGCUUCCACAAGAUCAGACGAAUUUGCCCACGCUUCUAUUCCAUCUCAGAAUAUUUUGGAGCCAAUCCAUGAGCCAGUUGAUGAUCAGCCAGUCGUUUCCGAGGAACAAUUGAGAAAUCAACAAGUAGAACAUGCACAAACAACACAAAGCCUUUCUAAUUCGUCACCUCGUAAACACUCUAGGCGUCGCCGUAGAAAGGUUGGUUUGGAUGAUUUCCAGUUUCUUGCUGUCUUGGGUAAAGGUAAUUUCGGAAAGGUUAUGUUGGCUGAAUCUAGACAUACUCUGAAGCUAUGUGCCAUUAAAGUAUUAAAGAAAGACUUUAUUGUAGAGAAUGAUGAAGCAGAUAGUGUUAAGUCUGAAAAGGGGGUCUUUUUGACUGCCAAUAAGGAAAUGCAUCCAUUCCUCAUUAAUUUGCACUGUUGUUUCCAAACUGAAAACAGAAUUUACUUUGUAAUGGAGUAUAUAUCUGGAGGUGAUUUAAUGUGGCAUAUUCAAAAGUCUAGAUUCUCUGCAAAGAGGGCUAAGUUCUAUGCUUGUGAAGUGCUCUUAGCAUUGAAAUAUUUCCACGACAAUGGUGUUGUUUAUCGUGAUUUGAAAUUGGAUAAUAUCUUAUUAACAGUAAAUGGUCAUAUUAAGAUUGCUGAUUACGGUUUGUGUAAAGAAAAAAUGCCAUUUGGUAGCACUACAGGAACAUUCUGUGGUACUCCUGAAUUCAUGGCACCAGAAAUCAUCGCUGGAAAACAAUAUGAAAGGAGUGUAGAUUGGUGGGCGUUUGGUGUAUUAUUAUUUCAAAUGUUACUUUGCCAAUCACCUUUCAAGGGUGAUGAUGAAGAUGAAAUUUUCAAUGCUAUUGAGCAUGAUGAUGUGAGAUAUCCAAUUAGUAUGCCAAGGCAGACUGUUUUGGUCUUGCAGGCGUUAUUGACAAAAGAUCCAACACAACGUUUGGGUUACGGAGAAAGGGAUGCAUUAGAUAUCAUGGAACAUUCCUAUUUCAGCGACGUUGAUUUUGAUGAAGUGUUGAAUUGUCAAAUUCAAGCACCAUAUUUACCUGAAAUAACCUCUGAACAUGAUUACUCUAAUUUUGACAAUGAAUUCACUUCCGAAACUCCAAGGUUGACGCCUGUUGAAACAGUUCUUACAUCUGAAAUGCAAGAGCAAUUCCGUGGAUUUUCAUAUAUUUCUAAUGACGCUGCUAUAUAA
This is a messenger RNA of Dujonia railenensis, 3426 nucleotides long. The record is from the annotation of a GenBank genome assembly. NCBI's taxonomy places the organism in Eukaryota, Fungi, Ascomycota, Pichiomycetes, Serinales, Debaryomycetaceae.